This is a messenger RNA of Chanos chanos (milkfish), 1287 nucleotides long. It is a transcript of the gene mbnl2, whose product is annotated as muscleblind-like splicing regulator 2. Lineage: Eukaryota; Metazoa; Chordata; Actinopteri; Gonorynchiformes; Chanidae. The coding region runs from base 60 to 1211 and encodes 383 amino acids. Gene Ontology annotation, molecular function: RNA binding; metal ion binding. The transcript is spliced from 9 exons. Gene Ontology annotation, cellular component: cytoplasm; nucleoplasm. Gene Ontology annotation, biological process: regulation of RNA splicing. The record is from RefSeq and is a predicted model, not a curated record.
UCACAGUUGACACCUUGUUCUAAAGAAACGCACUACUUAUAUUUCACCCCAGCUUUGCUAUGGCUUUAAACAUUGCGUCAAUACGAGACACAAAAUGGCUGACUCUGGAAGUGUGUCGGCAGUUUCAGAGGGGAACAUGCUCACGUAGCGAUGAGGAAUGCAAGUUUGCGCAUCCACCGAAGAGCUGCCAGGUGGAAAACGGAAGGGUGAUUGCCUGCUUUGACUCCUUAAAGGGCCGAUGUACGAGAGAGAACUGCAAGUACCUCCACCCGCCAGCACACCUGAAGACCCAAUUAGAAAUCAAUGGACGCAACAACCUCAUCCAGCAGAAGACAGCAGCAGCCAUGUUGGCUCAACAGAUGCAGUUCAUGAUCCCCGGCACUACCAUGCAGCCAGUGCCUACGUUUCCAGUAAGCCAAGGUCUGGGAUCAAAUCCUGGCAUCAGCUAUACGCCAUAUCUGACCCCCAUGAGUCACGGCAUGGGCCUCGUUCCGACAGAGAUGCUCCCAAGCACCCCGGUCAUUGUCCCUGGAAGCCCGCCUGUCAGUGUGCAGAGCUCCUCCUCCACGCAAAAACUGCUACGGACAGACAAACUGGAGGUGUGUCGCGAGUUCCAGCGAGGGAACUGCGCUCGAGGAGAAACGGACUGCCGUUUCGCCCACCCUAGCGACAGCCCCAUGAUUGACACCAGCGACAACACCGUCACCGUCUGCAUGGACUACAUCAAGAGUCGCUGCUCACGCGAGAAGUGCAAAUAUUUUCAUCCCCCGGCUCACCUGCAGGCCAAGAUCAAAGCCGCCCAGCACCAGGCCAAUCAGACAGCCGUGGCAGCGCAGGCCGCAGCCGCAGCCAUGACUCAGUCGACUGCCAAAGCAAUGAAGCGACCCCUCGAGGCAACUGUAGAUCUGGCUUUCCCCCACGGCGUUCUUCAGCCUCUACCAAAGAGACCGGCUCUGGAGAAGAGCAAUGGGGCCAGUACACUCUUCAACCCCAGCGUUUUGCACUACCAGCAGGCCCUGGCCAAUGCACAGCUACAGCAGCCUGCGGCCGCAUUCUUUCCUACAGGGUCAGUCUUGUGCAUGACUCCUGCUAGCAGCAUUGUACCCAUGAUGUACAGUGCUACGCCUGCUACUGUCUCUGCAGCAACAACUCCUGCCACAAGUGUCCCCUACGCAGCAACAGCACCAGCCAAUCAGAUCAUCCUGAAGUAAACCGCAGACGAGGAACAAGGUGUCAAGAAGCUGCACUGCAUAACCCAAAACAACCCCUCUGUAAAUACAGCCUCCC